UCCCGGGGCGGGGUCUACCCGGUGGCGGCAGCAGGGGCAGGGUCAAGAUGGCGGCAGUGAGCGGCCUGUCAGGUCCUGAGUUGCUGGAGGAUGCGGCCCACGCCCGGGCCUUACUUCGGGAGCUCAAAUCCUUCUAUGACGCCCGGCUGCUGGUGGAUGUGACCUUGGAGGUGGAGAGCGGCAGCCGCUUCCUGUGUAACCGCAAUGUCCUGGCCGCCGCCAGCCCGUACUUCAGGAGUAUGUUCACGGGAGGCCUGUUCGAGAGUAAACAGCAGAGAAUCACCAUCCAUGAGGUGGACUCGGACUCCAUGUCCCUGAUCAUUGAUUACUGCUACACGGGCCGGGUCACUGUCUCCGAGGCCAGCGUCCAGAAACUCUACGUCUCCGCCAAUAUGCUGCAGCUCGAGUACGUCCGGCAGGCGUGCGCCGCCUUCAUGGCCCGGAGACUGGAUCUGUACAACUGUACUGGCAUCUUCAAGUUUGCAGAUGCCUUCGAUAAUGUGGAACUAAAAGAGAAGGCACGUGCUUUCAUUGCACGCAACUUGCAACAUCUGUGCAGGACGGAGGAAUUGUGUGAGCUUUCACCUGAGCAGAUAAAAGAAAUCCUUAGUCUGGACACGCUGGAUGUGGACAGCGAGAGCAAAGUAUGUAUGGCUGCAAUUCAGUGGAUUAAAGCAAAUUUCAGUGAGCGUGCUGUGCACGCACUGGAUGUACUAAAGUGUGUCCGGUGGCAUCAUUUCACUGAGAAGGACAGAACAUACCUUGAUGCUCUUAAAUCUCAGCUGUUUGUCAAAAACAAGCCUCUUGGCUCCAUCGUUGAAGACCUUUCUGCAUGUCAGAGGGCUGACAUGCCUGCAACAAUACAAAAUACUUCCAGGAGGAUUGGAUUCAGUGCUAAGGAAAUGGUUAUAUUCUUUGGCCAUCGGAAGGAACCUUUCCUCUGUUAUGAUCCGUACUCUGGUGACAUUUAUACAAUGGCUUCACCUUUGACUAGUCCUGCAAUUACCAAGUCCAUCAGUUCAUUGGCUGUCUGUGUUUCACCAGACAACGAUGUGUUUUUGGCAGCGCAGCCAACCAAGCAGCUUUGGGUGUACAAUGCAGUUCAGAACAGCUGGCAACAACUGGCUGAGCGGCUGUUAGCAAGAGAGAGGAUGGAUGUUGCCUACCUGAAUGGAUAUAUUUAUAUCCUUGGUGGUCGUGAUCCAUCUACAGGCCUGAAAAUUAAGGAGGUUGAGUGUUACAGUAUUCAGAGAAACCAGUGGAUAUUUGUGACACCCCUGCCUCAUGCAUUGCAUUUGUUCGAACUAAUCACAGUUGGAGACUGUUUGUACGCUGUUAAUAACAAGAGGAUGUUGUGCUACGUACCAGAAAGGAAUCAGUGGCUGAACUGUGCCUCUCUCAAACGGAGUGAGUUUCAGGAAGCAUGCGUUUUCAAUGAUGAAAUCUAUUGCAUUUGUGACAUUCCGGUCAUCAAAGUUUAUAACCCCUCAAAGGGAGAAUGGCGAAGGAUUAGUGACAUCCCGAUUGACACUAACAUCCACAAUUUUCAAAUUGUGUGUCACGGGAACAAACUGCUUCUCAUCACCACCACUGUUCCACAGUGGAAGAAGAACAGGGUGACAGUUCAUCAAUACGAUACAACUGGGGAUCAGUGGGUUAAUGUUGGUACCAUGUUGGGAUUGCUGCACUAUGACAGUGACUUCAUAUGUCUUUCGGCGCGUCUGUAUCCUUCGUGCUUGGAGCCGGGCCAAAGUUUCAUUAGCGAGGAGGAUGAUGUGCGUAGUGAGUCGAGUGCAGACUGGGAUUUCGAAGGCUCCAGUGAUAUUGACUCUGAGUCGGGGAGCUCGAGCUCAUUUUCGGAUGACGCCUGGCAGCCACCAGAAGGUCUCAGAGUUGAAAGAAUACAGCGAAAUGGCCACUUAGCCCCAGCAGACAACAGGGCGUCUCAUAUCAAUGGUCAAUUAGGGAACUAACAAGCUCUGUCUUAAAUAGCCAUAGAUGAGACAGAUCAAAGGUCAUAAAACUAGUAUUUUUUUCUGAUUGUUGCAUAUAUGGUAGUUUUGGACAAAGACAGUUAUAUUUUGCAGUACAUGUUAAAGUCUUUGGAGGAACUGAAAAAAUAAAAAUUGCUUUGAAAUUAUCUUUUUCCCCCAUUGGCAGAUACACUACGUUUUUUUUUCUGUUCUAUCCUUCUGCAAGUAGGUCUCACUUUUUAAAGAAAUGAUUAGGGUAGCUUAAAUAGAUUCAGUAUUCUUCUUAGUGACAAUGGAGAUCUGAGAGUUUGGUCUUUUAGCUGUUAUCCUGCAUACUGCUUCAUGAAAUCUGAAAAAUCUUGUAUAAUAAAUACUCUCGGAAGGCAUGUUGUGGUUUGGAUGUUGCUGAAGUGAUGGUAAUUAAAUAGGCAGUUUCAACUGGCUGAUUUGAAGAGACAGUAUGACAGUGUAUUGCACUGGCCUGCAGGAGCUACCACCUCUGGCUUAUUGAAGGAGAACUUUUUUUUGAGAGCACAAAGAAAUCCAAAGUUUUAUCCUGCAAGUUUCUUCUGGUUUACUUACCAUCCAUUAAUGAGGUUAAGUAACUUGGCAGCUUCAUGAUAUUGCAAAUUGGAAGUAAGCAGAUUUGACGGGUUGAGUAUUUGUGUUUCAUAUAUCCUAGCAUCAAUGUGAAUUCUUCUGUAAAACUGGUCGUUAAAACUUUAGUAAUGUUCACAUGCUUGAGGAAUUUAUCAUAUUGAAAGUUUUUUCAUUUAUUUCUGUAUAAAUUUAUCCAUUUGUUUUAUUUUGCUUUACUGCAGGUAACAAUGUAAAUGAUGACCAGUGAUAAUGGUGCUGUUUCUUUUGAGCCUGGCUGCAUGAAGUACAACAAAGGUAAAGUUCUAAGUAAGGAAGUAUGGAAAAUAAUGGCACAUGAGGCAGCCAUUUAGCCUGUUGUGUCAUUAUUGGUUUAUCACAAGGACACUUCAGAACUAAUCCCUCUCAGGUCUGCACUGAGAAUACUCUGUCCUUUUGAUGUUAGCCCUUUGAUCUUUGAAGCUUUUUAUGUGUAAUUAAUUUCUGCUAACCUGCCCCAUAACUUUUGAGCAGAACAAACAACAGUGAUGUCUUUUUAAAAUGGUUUCAAACUCGUUUGGCUUUCUGGGUGACGUUCUCUGAGGCUGGUCACCAAGAGUGUGGGUUUCUCCAGUAUGUGCCAUUGAAAAACACUUCAAAAAUAGUGUGGGAUUGAAACUGAAUUGAUACCUCCCUCCUUUUGAAUAAAAGAACUGACGACGCCAAGUCCACACUUUAAAAAGAAAAUUGAAUUCUAUGGUAAUUUGUAUUAAAUAGUUGAAUCAUUUGAUUGACCUGUUGAUUUUUGUUUUUGUCAUUUAUUUUCAUCCUAAUCUUGGCAAUGUGGGUGUUACUAGAAAUGCCAGCAUUUGUUAGCUGUCCCUGAUUGACCAAGCCAUUCAGUUCAAGGGCAAUCAUUACAGAGGGCUAUUGAAAGUCACCCACAUUGCUGCAGUUAGAUGUAGGCCAGGCCUGGACAUGAUGGUAGAUUUCCUUCCCUACUGUCAGCUGUCAUGGUGAGAUUUAAGCUGACAUCCCCAGAACAUUAGCCUUGGCGUCUAGUUUAUCAGACCAGUGCCAUUACUAAUAAACUACCAUCACUCCUCUGCUACACCUUGAGAUAUUCAAAUUUGGACAAAUCGAAUACAUGAUGUUUCAAACUGACUUUUUAAAACAUUUUUAUUGUUUGCUGUAAUAAUUAACAAAAGGAAUUUUCUGGAUGUUUAGAAAUGCACGUUUAUGGCCCACCAUAAACGACGAAACAGAAAUAUUGAACUGUUUGAUUUUAAAGUAAUUUUACUUUUAUUUACCUGAACAGUACCUGGAAGCAGAAGAUAUGACGUCUUUGUGAAGCUGUGAUCCUAUUGGUCAGCAUUUUGGACAAAUAGGUUUAAGAAGGCAUUUUUGCCUGUUUGAUUAUCGGUAAAUAAACUAGACUUAGUGAACUAAUUUAAAGCCCGUUUCCUGAAACCAUCCUCCCUCACUCCAAGGUAGAAAAAUUCCUCAGUAGACUUCAUAGGUUUCAGUGGGAAGUUAAAUAACUUGAGUGCAAAUAUACUUUAAUAGAAAUCGGCAGUAAGUUAGAAUGUGCAGUUUGUUUAAAGUACGGUUUAGGGAGCAAAUGUUCUGUAAGGCAUGUCACAACAUUUUAUAUUCUGUAAAAUGGCUUGUGUGAUAGACAGCUAACCCACACUCAUAGAUAACUUUGCUUAUCUGUAAUAUUAUUUUAAUAAACACUAUCUUUUGUGUUUG
Molecule: messenger RNA, 4301 nt
Organism: Stegostoma tigrinum
Lineage: Eukaryota; Metazoa; Chordata; Chondrichthyes; Orectolobiformes; Stegostomatidae
Gene: kbtbd7
Product: kelch repeat and BTB (POZ) domain containing 7
Exons: 2
Coding region: 48-1973 (641 amino acids)
Molecular function (GO): protein binding
Source: RefSeq, a predicted model, not a curated record